AUGGUUUGGCAGUGUAGUGUGCAAAGCAAAACAUGGACCCACUUCACCAAAUGCUACCCUCUGUCUGCUAUAUGUCCCCAUCCCUCAAUCUCACCCUUCUUCUUUAUAUUAAAAUCCCCCCCUCCCAACUUUGUUACCAAUAAACCUAGAUUACUAUUGCACUCUUUGCUUUGCUUUCCUUCUCUCAAGACUAAUAGCAUUUGUCAUUUAAAGUUGGGUUUUUUUGGGGGGGGGAGGGAAUCUUUGUUUUUUGUUGUUUGUUGUGUGGUGUGCAUGGAGCUCCAACUGGGACUCUCCACUCCUAUUUUUCCUUUCAAAAUGUUGGACCUCAACAGCUAUGGUUACGAGCUUAGGGAGGGUUUGGGUCCAUUUGGCAUUAAUGUUAAUAACAAUUGCGACAGUUGCAGCAGCAGCUGCAGUUCUAGCAGUAGCGGCGGUGCUGAUGAUGGUGGUGGUGGCACCAAAAAACGACGCCUCCUUGAUGAAGAGAAUCGAAUUGUUCCUAAAACGUUGCCUCUUUUGUUUUGGACAAACCAACGACCUAAUGAUGAAGAUGAGCCGAAAGAUGUCGACGACCACUCUUCUUCUGCCAUUUUCAAGAAUGAUGGAGAGGGUUUAGUGGGGUGGCCACCAGUGAAAGCGUGGAGGAAGAAGGUGCGGCGCCGCGUAGCCAAUGUAAGGGCGGCGGUGGAGAAUAGCUGUGGUGGUAGGGCUUCAAGUUCUACGUACGUGAAGGUAAAGAUGGAAGGAAAUGCAAUUGCAAGGAAAAUUGACAUUAGUCUUCACCACUCCUUUGAAUCGCUCACAACCACCCUGAUGAGAAUGUUUGAUAUAUCUGAUGAGAAUGGGCAAAAGAGCUUUAAACUCACUUAUCUGGACAGAGAAGGAGACUGGCUGCUUGCUGAAGAUGUUCCAUGGAGGACCUUCAUUGGAUCCUUGAAAUACAUCAAAUUAAUUCGAAGCAGAUGCUAAUAAGUUAGUGAUGGGAUGGAUGAAACUUGAAAGAAUGGUCAUGGCCUUUUCAAUUCUGCUUCAAUGUGAACAUAUAGUAAAUGAAACACAAGUAUGUAGAUUUGAGAGCAAUAAUGAUACCCUGCUUCAAUUAUUCCAAAAACCUUCCCUACCAACUUCAUCAACCUUUCAAUAUUUCUUAAACAUGAAUCUAUUUUAAAUGCCCUCUCAUUUCUCUUUACCCAGAAUUCCAUUUUUCAGCUAAAACUGAAAUUAUGAGAACGAAUCAAAAUACAGUGCUACAGUUCUAUUGAUUUGAUAAAUGCAUACUCUGUUUUGAUA
This is a messenger RNA of Gossypium raimondii (Peruvian cotton), 1293 nucleotides long. RefSeq names its product auxin-responsive protein IAA29. Gene Ontology annotation, molecular function: protein binding. The transcript is spliced from 5 exons. The record is from RefSeq and is a predicted model, not a curated record. Gene Ontology annotation, biological process: regulation of DNA-templated transcription. Gene Ontology annotation, cellular component: nucleus. NCBI's taxonomy places the organism in Eukaryota, Viridiplantae, Streptophyta, Magnoliopsida, Malvales, Malvaceae. Bases 1 to 972 code for a protein of 323 amino acids.